CUCUUUCAGAGUUUUUGAUUCUCUCUCUUCUCCGAAAUGAUGUUUCAGAUUACAAAGAGCAAACUUCGUUUCCCUCUCUCAACAUUCACUAAGAGAUACUCAUCAUUUCAAGCUGCUAAAUCGGUGAUUGACAAGGCUGCAAUCGAUGGGGAGCUCAGAGUUUUCAUCGUCUCCGGCGAAGUUUCCGGCGAUAACAUCGGUUCUCGUCUUAUGUCCUCGCUUAAAAAGCUCUCUCCUUUACCCAUCCGUUUCAAUGGAGUUGGAGGAUCCUUGAUGUGCAAGAAAGGAUUGAAUUCGUUGUUUCCAAUGGAGGAUUUGGCUGUAAUGGGUGUAUGGGAGCUUUUGCCACAUUUGUAUAAAUUCCGUGUGAAGUUGAAGGAGACUAUUGAUGCUGCGGUUAAGUUUAAGCCACAUGUUGUUGUGACUGUUGAUUCAAAGGGCUUCUCUUUCCGUUUACUUAAGGAGUUACGAGCUAGAUACAAGCAGCAGCGGUUGGAAAAUUGUUCUGUGCAUUUUCACUAUGUCGCACCGUCGUUCUGGGCUUGGAAAGGAGGAGAGUCAAGACUUGGAGGUCUGUCUGAAUUCGUUGAUCAUCUUUUCUGCAUUCUUCCGAACGAGGAAAGGGUUUGUAGGGAGCAUGGGGUUGAAGCAACGUUUGUUGGACAUCCUGUUCUUGAGGAUGCUUCUGAGUUCGACCUUGUGAGAAGGUGCAAGCCUCAGGAACUGAAACUUGAAGGCUUGAGUUUUAGCGAACACUCAAUACCUUCUGACUCCACUGUCAUUUCGGUUCUACCGGGGAGCAGAUUACAAGAAGUUGAAAGAAUGCUACCCAUAUUUUCCAAAGCAAUGAAGCUACUCAAAGAUCCGUUUCCAAAACUAGUAACGCUUAUCCACGUCGCAUCCAAUAAUCAAGUUGAUCAUUACAUUGGAGAAUCCUUCAGUGAGUGGCCAGUUCCAGCAAUACUAGUCCCUAGUGGAUCCACUCAGCUUAAAUAUGAUGCCUUUGGCGCGAGUCAGGCUGCAUUAUGCACUUCAGGAACAGUUGCUGUUGAGUUGCAGCUUGCUCAUCUACCUUCCCUUGUUGCUUACCGAGCACAUUUUCUAACAGAGCUAUUAAUCCGUUACAAAGCCAAGAUACCUUAUAUUUCUCUCCCAAACAUUCUCCUAGACUCCCCAAUCAUUCCUGAAGCUUUGUUUCAAGCUUGUAACCCUUCAAAUCUCGCAUCGAUACUAGAGAGACUACUCUUGGAUGAAAAGAUGAGAGAAAGACAAGUUGUUGGUGCUGAGAAGUUGAUACAGCUCUUGCAUCCGUCAGAAAGCAGAAUGGGCAACUCAAUUCAUUGCACUGGUUUGGAAUCUCAUCGAUAUACGCCAAGCAUUUUAGCAGCUUCGACUAUUCUUAGUUAUGCCAGGCGUUAAAAACUAUCGUGAGUCACAUGCCUUUGUUUGAUACUAGAGUACGCUGAGAUACUUGCUAUAAUCUAAGGUUGAAUUUUUUUCAUAAGAGUUCUAACAUAUGGUAAAUUACAGUUAAAGGCGAAAUGAUCCAUGUAGAUUAGAAUGUCUCAGCUUAUUUGG
Molecule: messenger RNA, 1578 nt
Organism: Arabidopsis thaliana (thale cress)
Lineage: Eukaryota; Viridiplantae; Streptophyta; Magnoliopsida; Brassicales; Brassicaceae
Gene: LpxB
Product: transferases, transferring glycosyl groups
Exons: 8
Coding region: 37-1419 (460 amino acids)
Biological process (GO): lipid A biosynthetic process
Cellular component (GO): mitochondrion
Molecular function (GO): lipid-A-disaccharide synthase activity
Source: RefSeq, marked reviewed